This is a messenger RNA of Closterium sp. Naga37s-1, 516 nucleotides long. The record is from the annotation of a GenBank genome assembly. NCBI's taxonomy places the organism in Eukaryota, Viridiplantae, Streptophyta, Zygnematophyceae, Desmidiales, Closteriaceae.
AUGGCCAAUCCCCAUGUGUUCUUCGAUAUUACCAUCGGCGGCAGAGAUGCUGGCCGCAUCGAGAUGGAACUCUUUGCUGACACCACACCCAAAACUGCGGAGAAUUUCCGUUGUCUCUGCACUGGGGAGAAGGGUACGGGCAAUUCCGGUAAGCCCCUUUCCUUCAAGGGGUCGGCUUUCCACCGUGUAAUUCCCGGGUUCAUGUGCCAGGGUGGAGACUUCACCCGCGGCAACGGAACUGGUGGUGAGAGCAUUUACGGAACCAAGUUCGCCGAUGAGAAUUUUACCAAGAAGCACACUGGCGCUGGUGUGCUCUCUAUGGCUAAUUCCGGGCCAAACACUAACGGAUCUCAGUUCUUCCUGUGCACUGCGAAGACGAGCUGGCUGGACGGCAAGCACGUGGUGUUCGGGCAGGUCUCGAAUGGCAUGGAUGUAGUGAGGGCGAUUGAGGAAGUUGGCUCCGAGUCGGGUAAAGUCAGCAGGCCUGUGGUCAUUGCUGACUGCGGCGAGAUUUAG